Messenger RNA from Lepisosteus oculatus (spotted gar), 5372 nucleotides. RefSeq names its product dual serine/threonine and tyrosine protein kinase (gene dstyk). The record is from RefSeq and is a predicted model, not a curated record. NCBI's taxonomy places the organism in Eukaryota, Metazoa, Chordata, Actinopteri, Semionotiformes, Lepisosteidae. Gene Ontology annotation, biological process: positive regulation of ERK1 and ERK2 cascade; positive regulation of fibroblast growth factor receptor signaling pathway; negative regulation of apoptotic process. Gene Ontology annotation, cellular component: cytoplasm. Gene Ontology annotation, molecular function: ATP binding; protein kinase activity.
UAUCAACGUCAUUAAGUUCUUAGGAGAAUCUAGGGUGAGACCCCAGUAUAUGACACAGCCACAGACCUUGGUAGUUUUACCACUCCUGGGAAUCUGCGCCGUCUAGCGGAUCGUCUGGUUACUACAACACGUGGAACGCCACAAACCAACUGAAUCCAAAACAGGCGCCCUCUGUUCACAACACAGAACGACAAAGAACUAUUUCUGAAUUUCCCCUUUUAAGGCAUGGAUCUCGCACUACUGGUUAUAAUCAGCCCUUCUAAAAUUAUUCUCACGCUAUGUCAUGUAGUCUUUUUUAUAUUAAAGGCGCAGUGAGUGUAACAUACAAGAAACAACUAUAAUGAUAAUCGGUAAGCAUUUGCUGCUUUAUCGUCGCAUUGAAAUACAAAAGUAAUAAUACACAUUAAAACGAUAAUAUUCAAUUGUGUGUAAGCUAUAUGUGCUAUUUGUUCAUAUGUCUCACUAAUUGUACAUUAUUGAAAUAAACAAGACAACCAUCAUUUUCAUCAUAAUUCAAUCACUCUUAAGUCCUUCAUUCGCUAUACGUUUGCUUAGGUACAGGAGCUUUCUGUCACAAUGCUGCAUGCUGGUGCUUCUGGCUGCAGCUCUUUGUGCAGUCCUACACACAUGACAUCCCACACGCAGGAUGUCUUUAACAGGGCUUUGGUAAUAACAAACACUUCGUGGUUAUGUGUAGUUUUGUCCUGCCGUUCCAGGCUGGGCAUUUUCCUGAGCCUUUUGUGACAGAUUUUCUUAAUUUACGAUUAAGUAUGCAUGUUAAUAAGAAUAUAUAAACUAGGUAAUCCGACCAGGCAUCGCAUAAUCUCCAGCACAAAAUCUGCAAUGUUUUUCAGCAAUUGAUCCUUUACCGGACUACAAAUCCCAGGCUGCCCUGUUGCGAGUCUGCCCCUAUGAAAGAUCCCUCCCCGGCGCACUGCGGAUUGUUUGUUCAUGUCUGAUCCGAGAUUUACCCCUUUCUAGAGCAAUUUUCCGCGAGUACACAGUUACUUUUCUGGGAAUCGGAGCUUUCUGUGCUGGAAAACUCACUCCGAGGAAACUGCGUGCCAUACAUGUCCGGGGGAGUCAUGUUUGCUUGCCUCUCCCGUCUUCUCCUUUGUUGAAACAGCCGCGGCGCUGCUCGGCUCCAGCUCUGGGCUGCGGCAGGAGCUGGCUGUUCCCUCGGGCGGCUGCAGGCGCUUGGCUCCGGCAGCCUUGGCUUUGGCGCUUCGGAAAAGGCUUCGCCCUGCCGGCAUGCCCGCAGACAAGUCGCCCAGGUCUGAUGAUUAACUGCGUCCUGCCUCAUUGGAUGCGCUUAACUGCCGUUGGUAGCGUUAUUUGGCACACACGGCACCUGGAAGGACCAAGGCUUUUCUUCGGCUGCUCGCUUGCUUCCCUCGGCGAGGUGCUGCUCAGACCGCCGCUUUGCGGCUCCCGAGUGCACCGGGACGCCUCUGUCGGAGUGCCUGCGCCCUGACCUCCCUGGUGCCGGGAUUGGGCGGCGCUGCCCCGGAGCACCCGGACAGUUCUCCGCUAGAGAGAUCAGACAGCGGGCGGGGUACCUCGGGGAAAGCGCCGGGCAUUGCUGGGGCCUUGGCCGCUCCCGGGUGGACUGCGGGUCGGGUGCGGGGCCAUCCUGACCGACCUGCCGCCCCCACAGUAAGGGGAUUUGAGAGAGUCGUACGAUAUCGGUGUUUGGGGACGUUACAAAACUCCCUACAUAACCGCUUUCUGUUUCUGUCCUUAGUCUUUUUUUAAUUGUAAAUCGUAUUUCGUAUCCAGAUUUAGAUGAAUAACGUUAUUUUUUUUCGGCUCCUAUACUCGAGUUGCUAGAAUAGCUACACACUACACUGAACAUUAACACACUAAUACUCCCCCCAACCACCACCACCACCACACAUCCCUCAUUAAUUCCCGUGUGCAUGGAGAUUAACAGUUUAACACCGUUACGAAAUUAGGGUGUUUUGACCGUCUAGGUUGGAUUAUAUAAGUAUUAGGGUACGGACGUGAUCACCGAGGAAGAGGGGGGCACUGGCCUGCUCUUCGCUUUUGGAGCCCUGCAGGCACCAUCGCCAUCGGGCACAAGUCAUGGACGGAACCGGCGGUGGCGGUACCGGUACGGGGACCGGGCAGAAAGUUACCCCUAUGGCCCGGGAGCUGACUCGUAUCUUCAGCAACUACAACAAGAACUCCAUCUUGCUGAAGAAGAACCUUAAAGAGACCAACAAGUUCUUUCGGGAGAUGAAACAGAACUACAGCAACGCCUGCGCCGCAGCUCCGAGCUCGGACACCCCUGCACCGGAGGCAGGGCAGCUAGGCUGCAUCUCCUUCCCCAGCCAUGAGGAGGAGUUCCUCCAAGCCAGUGUUGGCUGCACCCCCUACAUUGUCAUCCUUGGGCAGGACUGUGGUGCCCGUUACCAGCUGGUGAACUGCCUGCUGGGGGAGCGCCUGCUGCCCACGGGGCCAGAGAGCGGAGGCUGUGGAGGGGCGGGUGGCUGCAAGAGGCGGCGGCUGCGCUUCACGCAUGGGCGACAGACACGGCUCAGCCUGGCUCUGCCAGAUCAGUACGAACUUGUGCAUCAGCUGGCGGGGCACCGCGGGCGCUGGGACACUGUGCCACAGGAGGACCUGGAGAUCCAGGAGGAAUGCCAGGACCCUGCCCACCGGCAGGCCGAGCUGGAGGUCACAUUGCACCACCAGCUGCUGCAGGAGUGCAAGAUUCUGGUGGUGCCGUGCCCCAGUGUGCAGCCCCUGGAGGAGGCGCUGGAGGAGUGCCUGCGGGGCGUGGUGCCCAUCCUGCUGUACGCCAUAAACCAGGACACACUCUCCCUCGCGCAGGUGGAGGACUUGCGGAGUGUCCGAGAAACUGUUCCCUUUGCCAUCUGCUUCAUCCGCGUGCCCAGUGACUCCCCGCCCCCCUGUCCCCUCACGGAGCUGCCCCCUGACCUGCCAAGCAAGGGAGUCAUGGAGAGAGAGAGAGACCGGGAGAGGAGCCCCCUCCAGGCACAGCUCCUCUCCCUGGGCUUCCUCAGCAGUGCAGUGGGCAACUGUUCCUGCGGUGCCCCCACACAGGCUCCUGCCGCCAAGCCCCAGAGCGUCCUCGGCGAAGUGUUUGAGCGCCUGCCUCGCCUGCUCGCUCCUUUUGCCCGCCUGGUCCUCCACAACCAGCAGGUGGAGGCGGCGAGCCUGCUGAAUGGUGUGCACUGCCGCUGCCUGGACCUCUUCAUCAACCAGGCCUUUGACAUGCAGCGCGACCUGCAGAUCACGCCCCGCCGCCUGGAGUACACUCGUGACAAGGAGGCUGAGCUCUUCCAGUCGCUGAUGGGCAUCGCCAACCGCAAGCAGGAGGAGAUGAAGGACAUGAUCGUGGAAACUUUGGCCAGCAUGAAGGAGGAGCUGCUAGAGGAUGCGGCCAACCUUGAGUUCACAGACAUCAUUGUACCUCCGAACGGAGAGCCAGUGAGCUCCAAGGACAUUAAGUCGUGCAUCCGUCAGAUCCAGGAGCUGAUCGUGCUACAGCUAAACCAAGCUGUGGCUAACAAGCUCAUCAGCUCAGUGGACUACUUGCGGGAGAGUUUUGUGGGAACACUGGAGCGCUGUCUGCGCAGCCUGGAGAAAUCCCAUAUGGACACCUCCUCGCACAACAUCACCUCCAACCACCUGAAACAGAUCCUGAACGCUGCUUAUCACGUGGAGGUGACCUUCCACUCGGGCUCCUCUGUCACGCGACUGGUAUGGGAGCAGAUCAAACAGAUUAUCCAGAGGUUGACAUGGGUGAAUCCGCCUGCCAUCACUGUGGAGUGGAAGAGGAAGGUGGCCCAGGAUGCCAUCGAGAGCCUGAGUGCUGCCAAGCUGGCCAAGAGCAUCUGCUCGCAGUUCCGCACACGGCUCAACAGCUCCCAUGAGGCCUUUGCAGCUUCACUGCGCCAGCUGGAGGAAGGCCACACCGGCCGCCUUGAGAGGACGGAGGACCUGUGGCUUCGCGUGCGGAAGGACCACGCCCCCCGCCUCGCCCGUCUGUCGCUGGAGAGCCGCUCCCUGAGAGACGUCCUUCUGCACGGGAAGCCGAAGCUGGGCAAGGAGCUGGGCCGGGGGCAAUAUGGGGUGGUCUACCUGUGUGACAACUGGGGGGGUCACUACCCCUGUGCCCUCAAAUCCGUAGUCCCCCCUGAUGACAAGCACUGGAAUGACCUGGCGCUGGAGUUCCAUUACACCAGGUCCCUCCCGAAACACGAGCGGCUGGUUGAUCUCCAUGGCUCUGUUAUUGACCACACAUAUGGGGGUGGAUCCAGCAUUGCGGUUCUGCUCAUCAUGGAGCGACUGCACAGGGACCUGUACACGGGACUGAAGGCGGGCCUGUCUCUGAGGGAAAGGCUGCAGAUCGCCCUGGACGUGGUGGAGGGGAUCCGCUUCCUACACAGUCAGGGGCUGCUGCACCGCGACAUCAAGCUGAAGAACGUGCUGCUUGACAAGCAGAACCGAGCAAAAAUCACGGAUCUGGGUUUCUGUAAGCCUGAGGCCAUGAUGUCAGGCAGCAUCGUGGGCACCCCCAUCCACAUGGCGCCAGAGCUCUUCACAGGGAAGUACGACAACUCUGUGGAUGUCUAUGCCUUUGGGAUCCUGUUCUGGUACCUGUGCACGGGCUCAGUGAAGUUGCCAGAGGCUUUUGAGAAGUGCUCCAGCAAGGACCAACUUUGGAACAAUGUCAAGAAAGGAGCAAGACCAGAACGCUUGCCCACAUUUGACGAGGAGUGCUGGCAGCUGAUGGAAGCUUGUUGGAAUGGAGACCCUUCAAAGAGGCCUUUGCUGGGCAUAGUGCAGCCUGGGCUCCAGGGCAUCAUGGACAGACUGUGCAGCACAGGCUCAGACAGGAAGAGUGCCAGCCUGGAUGAUUCCACCUGAUUGGUUGGGGGAGAGGGGCUGGGGGGGGGCCGUUCAAACUGGGCCAGAGAACAAAGACCCUCAUUGGCUGAAAAGCAACUGGGAGGAGCUUGUCAAGGAGUGGCCAAUGGAAGGGCCUAGUAAAGCAUCGCCUAGCAACAUCUUGUUCCGUCACAUGGUUCAAAUGCAUUCAAGGAUGCAUAGAUUUUUUUUAUGAGGACCUGAGAAAGUAAAGAGAUAUAUAUAUAUAAAUAUAUAUUAAUUAUGAACACAAGCAUACAUUAUCCAUCUUCGUUCUUAGCAUGCAUGUUGAUGCUACAUUCUCAUUGUAGGAUAUAUAGAUAGGAGAUUGUUUUAAAAGAAAUGAAAUUGCCAAGUAUUAAAAAAGAAACAAAUGUUCAUUUCUUUUAGAUUGUAUUUAAAAGGGUUGUUGGUUUUUUGUCUGUGUAUUCUAAAAGUAUAUAUCUUUUUUUAAAUAAAAUAUCUAUGAAUGA